Molecule: messenger RNA, 528 nt
Organism: Paramecium octaurelia
Lineage: Eukaryota; Ciliophora; Oligohymenophorea; Peniculida; Parameciidae
Source: the annotation of a GenBank genome assembly
AUGUAUUAUUUAUUUUUAAAUUAUUUUUCAUUAGAAGAAUAAAAGAAUGAAAACUCAUUUUAAUAAUGCUUUAGUUAAGUAACAGAAGGAUUAUAAAGAAUUUUUAAAGUUUAUAAUUCUUAACUGGAAAAUUUAUAAUUUACAGAAUAAAAACUGAAGAGAAUAGAUUCUUAAAAUAGUGAUUUAGAAUAGAAUUAUUAAUAAAUUAUAAAAAAACAGUAAUAAGAGAGAGAAAUCUAAAACAAAAUUGUAUAAUAUGUUGAUUGUAAUAAAAAUUGAUUCUGCUCAUAAUCGAAUUGGAUCGGAUGAAUGAAUGAAGUAAUCAAGUAAUAAUAUUAAGAUUUUGAUAAAAAGUAAAUGAAAUUCUAAAUAAAAUAACAGGUAAUAAUCUUACAUUGUGCUGAAAUAGAUAGAUUGAUAGAUUUGUAAAGUAAAUUAAGGAAUAUGAUAUAAAUGGUAUCGGAUUCAAGUGAAUCUAUAUACAAUGAUGAUGGGAGAAAACAGGAAAUAUUUAAAACAGAUGUUUGA